GCCCUGAGGUUAUCUUUUGAAGUCUAUGAAUACCGUGUGGAUCGGCUGCACUUCGUUUAAACUUGCGAAAAUGAAGCCUCUGAUUGUUCUCUGUGCUUUACUGGCCCCUACCUCUGCAUUAUGGAAGCUAACGGAUCCAGUAGAUGUUAAGGACUGUGGAUCAAUAUUAGCCUCCAACAUCACAGUCGAUAUUACACCAUGUCCGGGUCUACCAUGUCCAUUCAAGAAAAAUAACUUUGCUAAUAUUUCCAUCUCUUUUACAGCUGAAAGUCCCAUAAGUAUGGCCACAUCAUCAGUCUAUGGAAUUAUCGCUGGAAUACCUGUACCCUUCCCAUUGCCCAAUGACAAUGCAUGCCAGUUUAUGAGUUGUCCCAUUCAAAAGGGAGAUAAUGUUGUCUAUAAAAAUGGCAUUUUAGUCGAUGCAAUGUUUCCAAAGAUUUCAUUAAUAAUGAAAUGGGAGCUCUUGACUGGAUUAGCAAAUAUCCUUUGUAUCACAGUCCCAGUGUCCAUCGAAGGCUGAGACCCAAGGUCAAUACCAUGCAGUUGUCAAGCAUUUACUGGAAGACUUUUUCUUAACUUUUUGUUUUUAAUCAAAGAUUCCAAUAGAUCUAACUAGAUCUAUUACUUAUAUAAAUAAAUUGACAAAGACUUU
This is a messenger RNA of Biomphalaria glabrata, 652 nucleotides long. RefSeq names its product NPC intracellular cholesterol transporter 2-like. The record is from RefSeq and is a predicted model, not a curated record. The transcript is spliced from 4 exons. The coding region runs from base 26 to 520 and encodes 164 amino acids. Gene Ontology annotation, biological process: sterol transport. NCBI's taxonomy places the organism in Eukaryota, Metazoa, Mollusca, Gastropoda, Planorbidae. Gene Ontology annotation, molecular function: sterol binding.